GUCAGCUGUUCAGCCGGCCCGUUUUUCAACGAAUGUUUUCAUAACGCGUUUUUCAUUCAAAUUCAAUUGAAUUGAAUUAAUUUACAACCAAAUAUCGCUUCGAAACAUGUGGGCAAGAACAAACUGCCUCUGGCGCAGUGUGGGCCGCCUGGGUCGUCUGGGCCGCCAAGUAUGCACGACGAGCGUUUCACAAGCGCGAAUUUUCGCGGACCGAGAGAAUCAGUUCGCCCAUGGAAUCCUUAUGGAUUCUCUCAAACCGUAUGCAAUACUGCGUCCUCGGGACUCCGCCUGGCAGGAGUUGCCCGCCUCUGAAGGCUUCAUGCGACCACAGCCAGACGUCAGUGCUGCCGAUCUCUAUGCGGACUUUUUGGGCCUGGUGAGGCACUGUAACCGCAUGAAACUACAGAUCAGCGAUAACCUAUACGAAGCAUUCACCCGUUGCUUCUGUGAGCAACUGCAUCGCCUUACGGAUGAACAGCUCCUUGGUUCGCUUAGUGCCUUGGCCGAGCUGCCCGUACCGGAAUCACCCAAAGCCAAGAACUACAUGGAGAUAUGGAAUACCCUGGACAUCGAGUGCUGUCGCCGCAUCGAGCGUUGGUCCAGUGAACAAUUGCUACUCGUGAGCGAUGCCUGGUAUCGUCUUGGUCUGGUCAGGAUCGGCGAGUACGUGUGGCUGGCGCUGAAGAAGCUGGGCCGCAAGCUGAGAAAGCUGCCGCCUGAGCAGCUCGUUCACUCCAUGUUCCUGUGCAAUCUGCUGCGCCGACCCGUCUUCGAGAUGUUCGAUUUCGAGUUGAAUCUUGCCCGCUGCGUGGAUCAAAUGACGCUGCCCGAACUGGGCGUAAUGGCCAUGGGCUUCUUUAAGACACAGACGCCCAUCAGAAAUCCGGAGCUGUUGACGCAACUGUAUCAGCGAUUAGACAGCGAGCUGGACACCGUGGAAGACAUUGUCCUGGUAGCGCUGCUCAAGGUGCUGCGGUACAGCAGCAAGCUGCCACAAGUGGAGCCGCUAAAGCAGAUGCUAAGCGCUCUGGAGUCGCAAGUGGAUCGCGUUUCCCUGCUCACGUGCCUCCACAUGGCUCUUCUGGGCUGCGAACUGCAAACGUGCAAUGAUGCACUGGUGGAGCGCAUACUGCUGAGAUUCGAGCGUGAGUUAGAGACUGCCCGCCUAAAGGAUAUGGAGCGCAUUUGUCUGGUAAUGGCCCUUUUCAAUAUUUCUACUAAGUCGGGUGUGGAACGCCGGUUGGCAGAAAGACUGCCCGAUUUACUGCGCCAGCGAAUGGAGGAGAUACUGCGCCAUCCUCGCUGUUUCUCCAACUGCCUUCAGUUUCUCACAAUGCGUGGUGUUUACGAUCUUGAGCUUUUGGGCGUGGCGCUGGAGCCGCGUUUCCUGAAGCAUGCGUACCCAAGCGGAUUGCCCGGCCGUGAGUACUUCCAUUUGGACGGGUUCGCACGCCUCCUGGGGCAGGAAUACCAGGGAGCACUGGUUACCGAGAAGCAACGCCUGCAGAUGGGCCGCAUGUACACGCAGUACAUCCCCGAUCGGGACGGGCGCUUCAAGCUGAACAGUACCGAUCGCAUUCUAGUGGAAAUACGGGAUGCGAUCGCCAUGAUCCACCGUCCCGUGACCUUCAAGCACAUCCUGCCGCAAUACGAUCGAUGCGAUGUAGUGUUCUGCUACGACCGCCGGCAACGGAAGGCGGUGUCCAUAAGUGGUGAGGCCUGUCAGGAUUACAGCGGUGAGAUUCUCACCCGGAGGCACUUACUGGGUGAGAGGAGGGCUGCGGAUGACCAGCUGGUCACCGUGAUUAUCGUUAUUGCCGGCUGGAACAACGUAAUCCGCGAUAAGGAGCGGUUCACCGGCCAAAUGGAUAUGAAGCUAAGGCAACUGCGGCAAUUGGGACAUCAGCCACUGGUGAUCUAUUGGCACGAGUGGCGGGAACUGGAGAACUCAACUGACCGCCAGGACUUUCUGAGACGCCGCCUUAGCCAAAUGGCAAAAAUUUAGCAGGAAAUAAAAACGGCAAUAGAAUU
Drosophila sechellia is the source of this 2031-nucleotide messenger RNA. Its product is annotated as FAST kinase domain-containing protein 5, mitochondrial. Bases 107 to 2005 code for a protein of 632 amino acids. The transcript is spliced from 2 exons. The record is from RefSeq and is a predicted model, not a curated record. Lineage: Eukaryota; Metazoa; Arthropoda; Insecta; Diptera; Drosophilidae.